Molecule: messenger RNA, 672 nt
Organism: Dendrobium catenatum
Lineage: Eukaryota; Viridiplantae; Streptophyta; Magnoliopsida; Asparagales; Orchidaceae
Product: S-locus-specific glycoprotein S6-like
Exons: 2
Coding region: 1-672 (223 amino acids)
Biological process (GO): recognition of pollen
Source: RefSeq, a predicted model, not a curated record
AUGAAGCUUGGCCCGGAACUGAAAAUCAUCCUCGAUCGGAAUCUCAUGUCGUGGCUGAGCAACUCCGAUCCAUCUCCGGGUGCGUGGAUCCGGCGUGGCGGGCCAUGGAACGGCUACGCCUUCACCGGUGUCUUCUCUAGAAGAUUAUUCUCCAUCGACCUCUACCGAGACUUCAGCCAAGGCUUCCACUCCACUUCGGAGGAGAUUUUUUACUACUACAACACGAUCGGUGGCACCAUUUCUACAUUGACCAUGGAUCAAAAAUGGGUAGUCAAUAUAUACCUAUGGAAAGCAUCGUCUCAGAAGUGGAAUCUUUUGUGGUUCGCACCUAGCGACCCUUGCGACUUCUUUCCGGCAUGCGGAACCAAUGCCAUCUGCGACUCCAGCAGCUCACCGAUGUGCCAGUGUCUUGGUGGAUUUAAUCCCAAGAAUCUGGUGAGUUGGAGCAGGAGAAAUAGGUCUGAUGGGUGCGUUAGGGGGGCAGCGCUUGGCUGCAGCGAGAACGAAUCCGACGAGUUCUUGGUGGUGCGCGGCACGACGCUGCUGGAUACGACGGAGGCGGUGGCGAAUAUGAGCUUGGGCUUGGAUGAGUGUAAAAGAAGGUGUUUGAUGAAUUUCUCCUGUAGGGCUUAUGCGAGCGUUUAUCUGAGUGGCGGGGGUGGAUUUGGAUGA